Drosophila serrata is the source of this 280-nucleotide messenger RNA. RefSeq lists its product as uncharacterized. The record is from RefSeq and is a predicted model, not a curated record. Lineage: Eukaryota; Metazoa; Arthropoda; Insecta; Diptera; Drosophilidae.
AUCUGAGAAGUAUCCGACAUGGCUGCCAAGAUCCUGUUCACUCUGCUGCUCCUUUUCGUUGCGUUCGAGCUUAGCUCCCAGUGCCAAUCUAGCACCAACAUUAAGAAUGGCUGCGAGGUGGUCGUGAACACGAAUCCAUGUUGCCGGGGAAAGAAAUUGAUACAUCAAUGCGCCUGCGAUUUUACCUGCUCGGAAUGGGACAAGCCCUGCAAUUGGGUGUACACCUGUGAUGAGGAGAUUAAGAUUAUUAACGAUGUCCGUCGGUCUAAGAACAAGCUAA